GCCGCAUUUUAGCGCGAAGCUUCCCCCCGAGUUGAUCCACACCAUGCCGGCCACUUCGGACAUCCACACCGGGGAGAGGCCGGAGCAGCGACCCGCGGAGGAGCAGAGGAUCCCGGGUGGUUUCUGCGAUGAGCGCGGGUAUCUGGACCAGACCCGGUUCAUCCUGCAGAACGGCCGCAGGAGGGGGGACCGGACCGGGACCGGGGUGGUGUCCGUGUUCGGUGCCCAGGGCAGAUACAGUCUGAGAGAUCAGUUUCCUCUGCUGACAACCAAGAAGGUUUUCUGGAAAGGGAUCCUUGAAGAGCUUCUAUGGUUUAUUAAGGGGUCAACAAACGCCAAGGAGCUCUCGGAGAAAGGGGUGAAGAUCUGGGAUGCCAACGGGUCUCGACAGUUCCUGGAUAACCUCGGGUUCACGGACAGAGAAGAGGGCGACCUGGGACCCGUGUAUGGUUUCCAGUGGAGGCACUAUGGUGCAGAAUACUCGACCAUGCACGCAGAUUACACAGGACAAGGUGUCGACCAGCUGCAGAACGUCAUCGACACCAUCCAGAAGAAUCCAGAAGACAGACGCAUCAUCAUGUGUGCAUGGAACCCCAAAGACCUGCCCCUCAUGGCUCUACCCCCUUGCCACGCCCUCUGCCAGUUCUACGUGUGCGAUGGCGAGCUGUCGUGUCAGCUGUACCAGCGCUCGGGUGAUAUGGGUCUGGGCGUGCCUUUCAAUAUCGCCAGCUACGCACUUCUCACCUACAUGAUCGCCCACAUCACGGGACUGAAGCCUGGUGACUUUGUUCACACGCUGGGAGACGCUCACGUCUACGUCAACCACAUCGAACCUCUCAAAAUACAGCUCCAGAGGGAGAUUCGCCCGUUCCCCAAACUCAAGAUCCUGAGAAAAGUGGAGAGAAUCGAUGAUUUCCGGGCGGAGGACUUUGAGAUCUGUGACUACAACCCUCAUCCCCCCAUCAAGAUGCAGAUGGCCGUGUAAUAAUCCAAAUGGAAAGACAAUAGGGGAUGAAUGGGAAAACAAAUAUCACACUCUUCUGUAUUCAUGAGUUAUUUUUAUUACCAAGAUCAUUUUAUGAGUUUAUCAACAUCACUAAAGAGCUAAAAGAGAUAUUUUUGUAUGUUUGUGUGAACUACAUCUUUAAACCUUAUUAAGUUCUUACAGUAGUUGUGUGAAAAACUAAUCUACACUUGGGUUUUUUCUGACGCUGAACUUCUAGUUUCCUGAAUUCUUCUAAGCUGUUUCAAUUUUCUUAUUUUA
Limanda limanda (common dab) is the source of this 1264-nucleotide messenger RNA. It is a transcript of the gene tyms, whose product is annotated as thymidylate synthetase. Gene Ontology annotation, molecular function: thymidylate synthase activity. NCBI's taxonomy places the organism in Eukaryota, Metazoa, Chordata, Actinopteri, Pleuronectiformes, Pleuronectidae. The transcript is spliced from 7 exons. Gene Ontology annotation, cellular component: mitochondrion; cytosol. The record is from RefSeq and is a predicted model, not a curated record. Bases 44 to 985 code for a protein of 313 amino acids. Gene Ontology annotation, biological process: dTMP biosynthetic process.